This is a messenger RNA of Betta splendens (Siamese fighting fish), 747 nucleotides long. Its product is annotated as putative mediator of RNA polymerase II transcription subunit 26. Lineage: Eukaryota; Metazoa; Chordata; Actinopteri; Anabantiformes; Osphronemidae. The transcript has 2 exons. The record is from RefSeq and is a predicted model, not a curated record. The annotation marks the transcript as partial.
CUGCUGAACCCACAACAACCACGGCUGAGGCCACAACGACAACAGCUGAACCCACAACAUCAACAGCUGAACCCACAACAACAAUAGCUGAACCAACAACAACAACAGCUGAAUCGACAACAACCGCUAAACCAACAACAACUAGUGAACCAACAACCACGGCUGAGGCCACAACAACAACGGCUGAGGCCACAACAGCUGAGCCAACAACAACAACUGCUGAACUCACAACAACAACUGCUGAACUCACAACAACCACGGCUGAGGCCACAACAACAACUGAACCAACCACAACAGCUGAACCCACAACAACAGCUGCUGAACCCACAACAACUACUGAACCAACAACAACUGCUGAACCAACAACAACUACUGAACCAAUAACAACAGCUGAACCCACAACAACAGCAGAAUCCACAACAACAACACUUGAACCCACAACAACAACAGUUCAACCCACAACAACCACGGCUGAACCCACAACAACAACAGCUGCUGAACCCACGACAAUAACAUCUGAACCCACAACAACUACUGAACCAACAACAACUGCUGAACCCACAACAACAACAGCUGCUGAACCCACAACAACAACAACUGAACCCACAACAACUAUUGAACCAACGACAACAAUCAGGAGCUAAGGAGUCCAAAGAGGAGAGGAGCUGCCAGGAGUCCGGGUCAGGUGUUGGAGCCGAUGAAGAGGGGAAGGAGGUGGAAUUAGUAACUGAGAAAUCACCAAAUUAG